AUGCCUCCAGAUACUCCAAGCCCGAGGAGUUUGGACUUGUCAACAUCCCCGUCCCAACGCUGCAUCAAGGUCAAGGCCUGCGGUGUGUGUGGCACAGAUCUCCAUAUCCACGAGGGAGAAUUCUUGGCAAAGUUCCCUCUGGUGCCUGGUCAUGAGACUGUUGGUGAAGUUGCCGCCCUGGGCCCCAAGGUCAAGGGUUUCACCAUUGGUGACCGUGUUGUUGCCGACAACUCUGAGCUCUGCGGAACAUGCUUCUACUGCCGACGCGGAGAGGAGUUGCUUUGCGAGAAUUUUGAAGCUCACGGCGUGACCAUGAACGGGGGUUUCGCUGAAUAUUGUGCAUACCCUGCUGGCAGGGUAUUCAAGAUCCAGAACCUUUCCGAUGCUGACGCCACACUGCUCGAGCCCGCAUCGUGCGCUGCCCACGGUCUUGAUAAGAUCUCCCCAAAGAUGGGCUCAACCGUCCUCAUGUUUGGCGCCGGCCCGACUGGCCUCGUUCUCGCUCAAAUGCUCAAGCUGAACGGUGGAUGCAAAGUUGUCAUUGCUGCCCCUGAGGGUCUGAAAAUGGAUUUGGCCAAAUCUCUCAACGCCGGAGACGAAUAUAUUUCUCUUUCACGGAAAGACCCCAGUGCGCAGUUUGCCAAGCUCAAGGCCGAUAACCCAUACGGGUUUGAUAUUGUCGUUGAGGCCACUGGUAGCGUGAAGAUUCUGGAAGACGCUAUCAACUACGUCCGUCGCGGUGGUAAGCUCGUGGUGUAUGGCGUCUACGCUGCGAAAGAUCGCGUCACAUGGCCACCCUCCAAGAUCUUCGGCGACGAAAUCACCAUCCUCGGGAGUUUCAGUGAAACUUACAAAUUCCCUGCUGCCAUUGAUUACCUUGAUUCUGGCAAGGUCAAGGUUAACGGCAUUGUCAACAAAGUCUUCAAGAUCGAGCAAUGGGCUGAGUGCUUGGAGUCGAUGAGAAACAAGUCUGCCAUUAAGGCUGCCAUUGUCUUCGAUUAA
Paracoccidioides brasiliensis Pb18 is the source of this 1002-nucleotide messenger RNA. RefSeq names its product chlorophyll synthesis pathway protein BchC. The transcript is spliced from 7 exons. The record is from RefSeq and is a predicted model, not a curated record. Gene Ontology annotation, molecular function: oxidoreductase activity; zinc ion binding. The coding region runs from base 1 to 1002 and encodes 333 amino acids.